UCAAUUAUAAGGGGUCCUUUCUUCUUAUACCACAUUUUCUUGAAUUAUUGUUAAGCCUUUCAUUCAUCUUAUUCGCUCUUCUUGUGUCCUUCCUUGGCUUUCUCUCAGUUCUCUGCUUUCUACUCUCUAAUCUCCCUUUCUCGCGCGAGUAUGGAUGUGCUACAAGGUCUCAUCACUUAUCCGGUGGAGGGAAUACUGAAGUCGGUCGGUUCGCUUGCUGCUCAAGAAAUCUGUCUUUUCCGAGGAUUUUAAAAAAGAAGCAACUGAGCUUGCUGUAUCGUUAGAGGAAAUUGAACAGUACUUAGGCGAUGUUGCCCACCAACCACAGGAUCGGAGCAUGGCAGUCAGAAACUGGGUCAAGAAACUGAAAGACGUAGCUCACGAUGCCGAUGACGUCUUGGAGGACAUCAACUACGACGUUCUCCGGCGUAAAGUAGAAAUUCAAAACCACAUGAAGAAGAAGGUACUUGACUUCUUUUCGCUUUCCAAUCCCAUUUUAUUUCGUCAAAAGAUGGCACAAAAGAUUAAGAACAUCAAUGCGUCACUGGCGGGUCUCAAGAGUGAGGCACCUUCCAUUGGCUUAGUUGUAAGGCCAGUAGAUCAUAGCCCUCCUCCAAUUAUGAGGAACAGAGAAACUGACUCGAGCUUCGGUCAGUAUGACAAGAUCAUUGGAAGGGAGAAAAUUGUGUCGGAUAUCAUUAAAAUCUUGAUGUCCAAGAAUCAGGAAAAUAACCUUUCGGUUAUGGCCGUUGUGGGAAUGGGAGGACUCGGAAAGACGACUUUGGCAAAAUCAAUAUUCAAUCAUGAUGCUAUUCGUACGCCUUUUGUUGAAAAAAUGUGGUUGUGUGUAUCCGACACUUUUGAGGUUAAUUCGAUUCUAAAUCGGAUGUUAGAAUCCCUUAACUCAAACAGGACAGGACUUACAACUCGGGAAGCAUUGCUGAAUGACCUCAAAGAAAGGUUGACAGACAAGAGAUAUAUUCUGAUACUUGAUGAUGUUUGGAAUGAAGAGAAGAAUUUUUGGAGGGAGUUUAUGGACUGUUUGUCGAAACUCAAUUCAGGUCCCGGAAGCAUUGCCAUUGUUACUACCCGUAGUGCUAAGGUUGCAUCAAUCACUGAGACAAUGCCGAGGUGUGAUUUGAAGGGCCUAUCGGUGGAGGAUUGUUGGUCUGUAUUAAAGGGUGAAGCAUUACCAGAUGGUAAUGCUUCUUCUCUAGAUUCAGAUCAAGAGUGCAUUGGAAGGGCCAUAGCUAAAAAGUGUGCUGGUGUACCAUUGGCGGCGAAGAUAUGUAUUCAUAUAUUAUUAUAUUAAGGUUUUUAGAUAGAGGCCCAAAAUCAUAGGCUACAUUUUAAGUGAGUCCAAUUAUGUUUUUUUGUUCGAACUACUACUAUUUAUGCC
Malus domestica (apple) is the source of this 1399-nucleotide messenger RNA. Lineage: Eukaryota; Viridiplantae; Streptophyta; Magnoliopsida; Rosales; Rosaceae. The record is from RefSeq and is a predicted model, not a curated record.